Molecule: messenger RNA, 543 nt
Organism: Procambarus clarkii (red swamp crayfish)
Lineage: Eukaryota; Metazoa; Arthropoda; Malacostraca; Decapoda; Cambaridae
Source: RefSeq, a predicted model, not a curated record
AUGCAAGCAUCAUGCAAGCAUCAUGCAAGCAUCAUGCAAGCAUCAUGCAAGCAUCGUGCAAGCAUCAUGCAAGCAUCAUGCAAGCAUCGUGCAAGCAUCGUGCAAGCAUCGUGCAAGCAUCGUGCAAGCAUCAUGCAAGCAUCAUGCAAGCAUCAUGCAAGCAUCAUGCAAGCAUCAUGCAAGCAUCGUGCAAGCAUCAUGCAAGCAUCAUGCAAGCAUCGUGCAAGCAUCAUGCAAGCAUCAUGCAAGCAUCAUGCAAGCAUCGUGCAAGCAUCAUGCAAGCAUCAUGCAAGCAUCGUGCAAGCAUCAUGCAAGCAUCGUGCAAGCAUCGUGCAAGCAUCAUGCAAGCAUCAUGCAAGCAUCGUGCAAGCAUCGUGCAAGCAUCGUGCAAGCAUCAUGCAAGCAUCAUGCAAGCAUCGUGCAAGCAUCAUGCAAGCAUCGUGCAAGCAUCGUGCAAGCAUCGUGCAAGCAUCAUGCAAGCAUCAUGCAAGCAUCAUGCAAGCAUCGUGCAUGCAUCAUGCAAGCAUCGUGCAAGCAUCAUAA